Messenger RNA from Triplophysa rosa, 960 nucleotides. Its product is annotated as polyubiquitin-like. Gene Ontology annotation, cellular component: nucleus; cytoplasm. Gene Ontology annotation, molecular function: ubiquitin protein ligase binding; protein tag activity. Lineage: Eukaryota; Metazoa; Chordata; Actinopteri; Cypriniformes; Nemacheilidae. The coding region runs from base 288 to 758 and encodes 156 amino acids. The record is from RefSeq and is a predicted model, not a curated record. The transcript is spliced from 2 exons. Gene Ontology annotation, biological process: modification-dependent protein catabolic process; protein ubiquitination.
UUAUGUGUGUGGGCUGUACCUGAACCAAUUUUAUUUUAAAAACGUAAUUGUAAUGCAUUUAUGUUAUUGUCAAGCAGAUCGAUGUGCUGUGUCAUCCUGUUGAUUUCUCUAGCAUUCCUCAGAAUGAAAACCGUAAGCUGCCGAGCAAGCAUUCGGAAACGAAACUGUUUUUGAGGCGGGGCUUGAAGGAUGCUUUAUAAUGCCUCAUUUUUGUGAGACUUGUUACUGCACCAGACUCAAGAAAGAAAACCAGUAAACAGCGCAAGAUUUUAACACCUCGCAACGCGAUGGAUAUAAUAGUAAAAGAAAUCAACGGAAACACAAAACGUCUGCGUGUGGACUGCAAUGCUACAGUUGGUCAUCUGAAGCUGCUCAUUUCGCAGCACUUCAAUGUGAACUCUUUUCUGCAGAAGCUGUCUGCAAAUAAUGGUCAACGAAUCAACCUAGAAGAUGAUUACAGAAGCCUCAGCAGUUACGGAUUGCACUCAGAGUCCGUGGUAGCGUUCAUCAUCACGACCCCUGGACCCAUGCAGGUGUUUGUCAAGAAUGAGAAGGGCAUAACGAGCACCUACGAUGUUAAUCCCAACGAGACAGUGGAUCAGCUCCAGCGUGAGAUCUACAAUAAAGAAAGAGUCCCGGUGGACCAGCAGAGGCUCAUUUUUAACGGCAGGCAACUGGAGUCCGGCAGGAUGUUGCAAGACUACGACAUAACAAAUCAAAACACCAUUCACAUGACUCUCCGUCUCCGAGGAGGUUAAUGGAGAAUCUUGACCUGGACUGACUGAAGCUACAAGAGUUAAACCGGCAAAAUACCCAAAUAGUCUACUGAACCUGAUCUGCUUUUUUCUGAAAUUACAAAAACUGAGAAGACUAAAAAAAUACAAAAAACAAUGCUGUAAGUCACUUUGAAAAGAAUGUACAUAAUUUAAAUUAUUAUUAAAUCUGUUGUCUUAAUAUAAA